Molecule: messenger RNA, 630 nt
Organism: Macrobrachium nipponense
Lineage: Eukaryota; Metazoa; Arthropoda; Malacostraca; Decapoda; Palaemonidae
Exons: 4
Coding region: 1-630 (209 amino acids)
Source: RefSeq, a predicted model, not a curated record
AUGCCCCAAUGCCCCGACGUAAGGAAGGAGGAGCAUUUGAGCCUCAACACUGAAGACCAGAAGGUUCAAACGCCAUACAGACAAACGAGGAACUAUCAUAUUCUAACGACAGACCCUAUGUCGGACCUGGAAUAUGGAAUCGAGGCCAAAGCCAAAAUCGCCGGGACCUCAUUCAGCACUGAAAUGGAAAUGGAAAGGAAGAAGAUCAGCUUCAAGCCUCCUCCUCCUCCUCCUCCUCCUCCUCCUCUUGAGAGUCGUGAAGGAUACACUGAGUGUGCAUACUUUUAUGACGGCAGCAACAACAAUAACAGCAACAAUAAAAGUAAGAGCGACAAAACCCUGGCAACGGAGAGCGGUGUGGUGGCCAGGUGUCAGUUACAAAGGAAACACAACUCGAAAGGAAAGGCCCAGAUAAGGUUACCUAAAGGAGAACUGGAGACCUGGAGAGUAACACUCGAGAGGAAGCGGAAGGGAGGAUUUCCAAAAGACGAAGACAGAAGUAGAAGAGGAACAAGGCACUCAAAGGAAACACGAGAACGAAUAUCCUCCUCCUCCUCCUCCUCCUCCUCCUCCUCCUCCUCCUCCUCCUCCUCCUCCUCCUCCUCCAUGAGGUCUUUGAGGGGUUAUUAG